UUGGAAGUGACAUAACAUUAUUUUGAUUUCGGUUAUUUUUGAUCCAAUAUUUCUUCAUGUUUUUGUGUUAAAAUCACAUGCUUUUAUUGUUUAGGCUUAAAGUCACAUUAAUUUGUGUCCAGUUAAUUAAAAUUUUGUGAUUUACUCUAAUUAAAUUGAUUUGUGAAGUGCAGUUUUAUUAUCCGGUGAAAUCGUAAAGUAUUAAAUUCAACAUGAGUCCAUCACCUCCCACACCAUUUACAUAUCCUUUCAAGAGGCCGUGGCUAAAGGACUAUGGUGCAGCUGCUCCUGUUGGAGGCGGAAGUAUUGGUCUUAAGGGAAUCAUAGCAGGGGGUAUAACUGGUGGUAUAGAAAUUUGUAUCACAUUUCCAACGGAAUAUGUAAAGACGCAGCUCCAAUUAGACGAGAAAGGAGAUAAGAAGAAAUACAAUGGUAUCGCAGACUGUGUAAAGAAAACUGUUAAAAGUCAUGGGUUCUUCGGUCUGUACAGAGGUCUUAGUGUAUUAUUGUAUGGUUCAAUCCCAAAAAGUGCUGUAAGGUUUGGUGCCUUUGAAAGUUUUAAGAAUAAAAUGCAAAGGCCUGAUGGCACCCUUAGCAUAUCUGGUAGAUUACUUUGUGGUAUGGGAGCUGGUGUUUGUGAAGCUAUUUUAGCCGUGACUCCAAUGGAAACUGUUAAGGUGAAAUUCAUUAAUGACCAGAGAUCUCAAACGCCUAGGUUUAAGGGAUUUCUGCAUGGUGUAAAGAUGAUCGUCAGGGAAGAAGGUAUUGGUGGUGUAUACAAAGGAGUUACAGCGACGAUAAUUAAACAGGGUUCUAAUCAGGCGAUACGAUUCUUCGUUAUGGAGACUUUAAAAGAUGCUUACAAGGGAGGCGAUCGUGAUAAGAAGAUUCCUAAGAUAGUUGUAGGUGCUAUGGGUGCUUUUGCAGGUGCUUGCUCAGUAUACGGAAACAAUCCCAUCGACGUUGUGAAGACCCGUAUGCAAGGUUUAGAAGCGAAAAAGUACAAAAAUACCCUUGACUGCGCCGUUCAAAUAAUGAAAAACGAAGGUCCCCUAGCUUUCUACAAGGGAACUGUGCCCAGAUUGGGUAGAGUAUGCCUGGACGUUGCCAUAACAUUUAUGAUCUAUGACAGUUUCAUGGAAUUGUUUAACAAAUUCUGGUAAAGAGAUUUUAUGAGUUCCUUCUGGCAUCUUUAACGAUUGUGUGGAGCUAUAUAGUCACAUUAUUUUAGCGGGAAAAGUAUAUUUGACUAACAUAUAUGCAUUUAUAGUUUGUUAAACGUGACACUUUAUUUAAUUUUGAGUUUUGUCUAAUAACAUUGCAUUUAUAUGCAAUUAUAUUUUAUUCGUAUAUUAUGUUGAUUCUACUGAAUAUUUGAUAUUUUUAGGAAUAAACCACAAAUAUUACAAUCGCAAUUGUAUGUCUCGAUAUUCCGACUUCCAGUCGCGAAAUUGUAUUAAAAUACAUACUAAAUAUAAAAAUGAUACAACCUCUAAAUAUAUCAUUUUAUAUUUAAUAAUUUCUUUUGUUACGCUAUAUCUUGACAGAGAUUCAAAACCUAAAAACACGUAAUAUAAAUUUGUGUGCUUUAUUCUGAAAAAAUAUAACACAUUCAGUGUAGAACAAACCACCAUACUUUCAUAACCAUGUAUUAAUUUUAAUUUCUAACUUAGUUACAUUUGUGGAUGUAAAUGUUCUUUUGAGAGAAGGAUCAAGUAAUUACGCCCAAAUAAAGCCAGAACUAAAUCUAAAAUACUGCUGAGAGAAUGUAGCAGUAGAAAUAGUAUUAACUUGUAUUCAUUCAGCUUGUCCAUAUUCAUUACACAUUUGACUUUACUUUAUUAAAUUAUGAUUGUUAAUCGUACUCCUCCUCAAGAUCACUUCUCAAUCAUCCUACUUUAGAAAAUAUAUUUUAUCGUCUACUUAGCCUUUAUUUUUUAUAAUUGAUCUUUUUUGCGUAAAAAAUUAUAUAUUUUGUGUCUCUCAAAAAUAUUUUACUCUUGUUAACUAUGUUAUAUAGUUUGUUAAACUUUCAAAUAUCUAUUUGAAGAUAAAGACUGAAUAUUACGCCUAUACGAAACGAUAUGAUGCCUUUGAAGUUUUUGUUGAAAUAAUGUGACUGUUAGCGAUAAUGUUGUUCGUAAUAAUGCAGUAAGGCUGUAUCAGCUUGUAACUUCAGUACGGUACAAUGUUAUUUCGAAAUAAAGACUUAAGCCGUAGCCAUAACAUAUUACGACCAAUAUAGAAGGGAAUGGGAACUACAUUGUUAGCUAGUUUAGUAGAGUUUUACAAUACCUCAUUAAGAUUUAAUUUAUGCCAGUCUUAGAUGGAUAUUGUGUACGCUUGACAAAUUGUAAUUUGGAUAAAAUCUAAAAACUUGGUAUGUUUAUUCUCUAUGGACUUCUCUUUUAAUUAUGUAAGGGAAUGUACCCAGUCGUACUAUCAAUAAAAUAAUCAAUAAACUAAAUGUAUUUGAUGUAUACAGAGUUUCUUUUUCACAAGUAUCUUGUUUGAUACUUAACUUUUGUUGUAUGAUAAUAUUAAACGCUAAAAUUCAGUUAAAAUCAUCUUUAAACUACAAUUUAUAUUGCUAUUUUUCUGACAGUAUGUUCAUGACCUCUUUUUCGGUUGUGUUUAAUAUUUGUGACUCCUAUUAUCAGUUGUUUUGCUAAUUCUAUCAACCUCUGCUCUCGUUACAUGUUUGUUCAUGUUUCUUCUUUGAUACGUAACAAUGUCAGUUGUAGAAAAGACAGUUUUCUCAAUUUCACUUAUGUUCAUGCUUUUAUUGCACCAUGUCAACAUUGUACAGAAAUAAAUACAAAAUCGAUGAGAUUAGCUCAGUAGCUAUGGAUAAAAUAAGAAAUAUCAAGUACUUUGUUUGGCUGUAUGUGGCAUAAUCAGCCAAUUAAAAAUAUGCACGAUGUUUUGAGUCUGCCAAACACAGCUUAUCCCAUAUACCUAUUUUUGAAUUGAACCAAUCAAUAUCAAAACCAAUCUUCACUACAUCAACUGUAUUCUUUUUCUCAUGAUCAUCUUUCAGUGCGUCACAGUUUUUCGAUUUCUUUCUAACGCAUUAAAUUGUAUGUGACAGAAAAAAGGCACGUCCGUGAUUACAGACAUUUACAACAUUUAUUCUAGUUAUUCUAGUUGUCGAUAGAUGGCGCCAUAAUAAAAAAAAUAAUUUUUUUUUAAGUAGAUAAUAAUAUUACAAAUCCACUAGGAAGAAUUUCCUGUAGCUGGCUGUAUACCAUUAAUUACAAGUAAAAUUUAAUAAAAAAUUUUGGUCUUGGUAAAAGGUAUAUUAUUUUAAAAAGCCCUAUAGGGCUACAAACAUCGAACAGAACGUUUUCGCUCUAAAAAGAGCAUCAUCAGUGUUGCCUAAAAUAAGUAUAACCAUAUUAAUUAUCAAAAUGUUGAAUUUAAAGUGAUGACCAAGGUAGAAUCAAAGUUUGGUUAUACUUACAAGAACAUGGUGAGCCAACCAAAAAAUACGAAGGUCAAAGCCUUUCAAAAAUGGACUAAAAGUCACAUCAAAAUGCUAACAUAGCAAAUUCCAAAGGAUGGAUAUAAUCCCUAAGGAUAUGGCCCUAGGAUAACAUAUGACUCCCACACGUUGUAAGUGGGUCAAAGGUAACAAAUUAGGUCAUUAUGUUACAAGAGCUGACAGGCAACUAAGAUAUGAGAUAUCAAAAGCGAAUCUGUCUGAUGUCAAGACAGCAAUUGUCAAUGGAACUUGAAGUAUCAUGAAAAAUUGGUUACACAGCUACUAAAUUUAUAGUUGUUUAUAGUACAAGCAAUGAUAACAGCUAACAUCAGUGUGUUGGAAUUAUAAAAAUAAAGAGUUAGUGAGAAUAGAUUAUCUAGAUGUAAAAUAGAAGGGGGGAAUUUGAGUACCCACAAUCAUCAAUGAAGUGUACGUAAAUUGAUGAAGAAAGAUAGGCAAAACAACAUACAGAUAGUGUAAUGUAUGGUUUAUGUUUUGAAAUUAGAUAAUUUAUAUUUGUGAACCAACACAAAUGAUGGCUGAGAGGCUGGCUGAAAAACUAGAGACAAAAUAGGGGUCGUGAUAUCAAAUGCUGAAAAAGUUGUAAAUGCAAAAUCUUAUUUAUAAAUUAAUAAAAUAUAGAUGGGUUCAUCAACACAAAUUUACAAGACUGAAAAGGUUGUAUUACAAGCUUAGUCCAAAUUUCUUUAUUAUGUCCUUUUAUGUUAAAUAACAUCUAGGGCAAAGAAAAAUUAAUAACUUGGAUAAAAGUGUCUAAGCUACAACUAAAGUGGGGUCAGAUGAAGAUAAGUGUUGAGUAAGAUUAUUGAGUAUAUGAGAAAAUUAAAAAUUGUGUUUAUUUGAGAUAGGUGAGUUUGUGGUAUAUAAAGUAAAUUUGACAUCACUAUUGAGACUAAUUAACAUUAUUGAGAGACUGGGGACUCCAGAGACCAGGCAACCAAACAAACCAAAUGAUGAAUGAAAGGUUGGCUGAAUGGAAUAACUACUAGAUGUGUGAAACUUGAAAGAUAUAUUGUACAGUAUUAUUGGUUGAUUUAGUUUAGAAUGAAAUAGUUAUGAUUGGACCCUAAACGAAAAACGGUUUGAAAAGAUGAUGUGGAGAGAAUGGGAUAUAUAUUGAAUAGAUAUAGUUGUGUACAAGUUGUGACAAAUGGAUGUUGUGGAUAUAGUUGAAAUUGCUUUGUUUGGGAGAAGAAAAAUUUUUUGAAGAAAGGAUUAGAUGAUUAUCUCUCAACUCAAUUUCUCACUCAAUUUUCGAUAAUCAUCUAAUCCUUUCUUCAAAAAAUUUUUCUUCUCCCAAACAAAGCAAUUUCAACUAUAUCCACAACAUCCAUUUGUCACAACUUGUACACAACUAUAUCUAUUCAAUAUAUAUCCCAUUCUCUCCACAUCAUCUUUUCAAACCGUUUUUCGUUUAGGGUCCAAUCAUAACUAUUUCAUUCUAAACUAAAUCAACCAAUAAUACUGUACAAUAUAUCUUUCAAGUUUCACACAUCUAGUAGUUAUUCCAUUCAGCCAACCUUUCAUUCAUCAUUUGGUUUGUUUGGUUGCCUGGUCUCUGGAGUCCCCAGUCUCUCAAUAAUGUUAAUUAGUCUCAAUAGUGAUGUCAAAUUUACUUUAUAUACCACAAACUCACCUAUCUCAAAUAAACACAAUUUUUAAUUUUCUCAUAUACUCAAUAAUCUUACUCAACACUUAUCUUCAUCUGACCCCACUUUAGUUGUAGCUUAGACACUUUUAUCCAAGUUAUUAAUUUUUCUUUGCCCUAGAUGUUAUUUAACAUAAAAGGACAUAAUAAAGAAAUUUGGACUAAGCUUGUAAUACAACCUUUUCAGUCUUGUAAAUUUGUGUUGAUGAACCCAUCUAUAUUUUAUUAAUUUAUAAAUAAGAUUUUGCAUUUACAACUUUUUCAGCAUUUGAUAUCACGACCCCUAUUUUGUCUCUAGUUUUUCAGCCAGCCUCUCAGCCAUCAUUUGUGUUGGUUCACAAAUAUAAAUUAUCUAAUUUCAAAACAUAAACCAUACAUUACACUAUCUGUAUGUUGUUUUGCCUAUCUUUCUUCAUCAAUUUACGUACACUUCAUUGAUGAUUGUGGGUACUCAAAUUCCCCCCUUCUAUUUUACAUCUAGAUAAUCUAUUCUCACUAACUCUUUAUUUUUAUAAUUCCAACACACUGAUGUUAGCUGUUAUCAUUGCUUGUACUAUAAACAACUAUAAAUUUAGUAGCUGUGUAACCAAUUUUUCAUGAUACUUCAAGUUCCAUUGACAAUUGUUGUCUUGACAUCAGACAGAUUCGCUUUUGAUAUCUCAUAUCUUAGUUGCCUGUCAGCUCUUGUAACAUAAUGACCUAAUUUGUUACCUUUGACCCACUUACAACGUGUGGGAGUCAUAUGUUAUCCUAGGGCCAUAUCCUUAGGGAUUAUAUCCAUCCUUUGGAAUUUGCUAUGUUAGCAUUUUGAUGUGACUUUUAGUCCAUUUUUGAAAGGCUUUGACCUUCGUAUUUUUUGGUUGGCUCACCAUGUUCUUGUAAGUAUAACCAAACUUUGAUUCUACCUUGGUCAUCACUUUAAAUUCAACAUUUUGAUAAUUAAUAUGGUUAUACUUAUUUUAGGCAACACUGAUGAUGCUCUUUUUAGAGCGAAAACGUUCUGUUCGAUGUUUGUAGCCCUAUAGGGCUUUUUAAAAUAAUAUACCUUUUACCAAGACCAAAAUUUUUUAUUAAAUUUUACUUAAUAUUACAAAUAUAAUUUGUAUAAUUUAUAAGACUAUACAAAUCAAAGAAAAUACCAUUUUAUAAAUGCAAGAAACACAUUUGAUUUGUUUUUAUUACAAAUUGAAAAUAAAAUGUGACAACUGUCAGAUUUAACUAAAAUGUCAUGUUAGAAUAAAUGUCAUAAAUGUGUAUUAUCACGGACUUACCCUUUUUCCUAUCAUUUGUUACGCACUAAAAAAUGCUCAUGAAAAGGACAAUACAAUCGUUUUACACUGUUUUCUCUUCCAAAGGUAUGCUUGCUUGACGUUUAUGUAGAAUAUCUUUUGUUAUAUUUUCAUAAAACUACAUAACUUAGAUUUAAACUGUAAAUUUACAGAUUAUAUCUAAUAAUUUCUUGGUUUAAAAUUUUUGAAGCAAAACUUCUUGCUGAGGCGAGCGUCACGAGCGAAAAAUAAGUCAUUUACGCGACGAGGGGAGUCCGCUAUACAACAUGUAAACUGUUUCCAAUUCAUUAAAAAAUAUAUAGGAAGUAUAAAAUAUAUAAUAAAAUUUAUUCAAUUUUAAAAAUAUAGAAAACAGUAUGAAGCUUUGCGCUUGUACCGCCUACUGUACCACUUUUUUUUAAAUGACUUCUGCAUUAAUUGUUUUUUAAGACACAAGAAAACAGUUUCAGAAAUUCUUUAGACAACUUGCGCUGCCAAAAUAAUAACGAAAGAAAAUAAAUAAUUUUUCAAUUAUAAUACCAAGUUUUUAGAGUUACUGCAAGAUUUAUAAAUAUAGAAGUAUGUACAUUGUUCUACAACAAUUUUAGAUAUACAUAUUGGAUUGUUUUGAAAAAUCUAGAUAUAUUUCUUUAUUAAUCUAUUUUUACAAAACGAAAAUGCAUUUAUGUAGGUACUAAGAACUGCCAAAUUGACCCUAUUUUUAUACUUUUUCCAAAAUCAUGUUCUCUGAAUGGUAAAUAAGGCUUGAAAUCCUUUUAUUAUUUAUUUUAAAUAUUUAUUUUUUAAUUAUUUUAUUCCUGAACUCAACUACAUGUCAAACUUUUUGGUGUGCUGGGUUGUUUUAAUUUUUAUGUAUGUUAUCCAAAAUGUUUAUAUUAUUUGUUAUUCAUUUAAAGUUUUGAAGUGUAAUUAUUUUGUUUGUUAAAAUAGCACUGAAAACAAAUGACACAGUAAAAGAAGUUUAAGAAUAA
Diabrotica virgifera virgifera (western corn rootworm) is the source of this 7413-nucleotide messenger RNA. RefSeq names its product putative tricarboxylate transport protein, mitochondrial. Bases 213 to 1163 code for a protein of 316 amino acids. Lineage: Eukaryota; Metazoa; Arthropoda; Insecta; Coleoptera; Chrysomelidae. The record is from RefSeq and is a predicted model, not a curated record. The transcript is spliced from 6 exons. Gene Ontology annotation, biological process: mitochondrial citrate transmembrane transport.